Messenger RNA from Trachymyrmex cornetzi, 318 nucleotides. Its product is annotated as galectin-3-like. The transcript is spliced from 2 exons. NCBI's taxonomy places the organism in Eukaryota, Metazoa, Arthropoda, Insecta, Hymenoptera, Formicidae. Bases 1 to 318 code for a protein of 105 amino acids. The record is from RefSeq and is a predicted model, not a curated record.
AUGUAUCCUGGUGUCGUCGCCGCCGAGAUGUAUCCUGGUGUAAUCGGCGUCGGGAUGUAUCCUGGUGUCGUCGCCGCCGAGAUGUAUCCUGGUGUCAUCGGCGUCGGGAUGUAUCCUGGUGUCGUCGGCGCCGGGAUGUAUCCUGGUGUCGUCGGCGCCGGGAUGUAUCCUGGUGUCGUCGGCGCCGGGAUGUAUCCUGAUGUCGUCGCCGCCGGGAUGCAUCGUAGCGUCGGAAAGUAUCCUGGUGUCGUCGGCGCCGGGAUAUAUCUCGAAGAUGAAGGGAUGCCCGGAUGGGCAUUAAGCGGCCCAAAAGUCUAG